Molecule: messenger RNA, 2597 nt
Organism: Jaculus jaculus (lesser Egyptian jerboa)
Lineage: Eukaryota; Metazoa; Chordata; Mammalia; Rodentia; Dipodidae
Gene: Gpnmb
Product: glycoprotein nmb
Exons: 11
Coding region: 61-1740 (559 amino acids)
Biological process (GO): cell adhesion
Molecular function (GO): integrin binding
Source: RefSeq, a predicted model, not a curated record
UCCUGGAUGGGACUGGGAGGUCAAAGUCAAGCCCUGCUUGUGGGCCUGUGAGAAGUCGGCAUGGGAUGUCUCUGCCUGGUCCUGGGAUUGCUGCUGGCUGCAAGCAUGCAGCUCCACGAAGCCAAACGAUAUCAUGAGGUGCUGGGCGAUGAAAGAUACCCUGGCUACAUGAGGGAGCACAGUCAGUUACGUGGGUGGUCUUCUGAUGAAAAUGAGUGGAAUGAAGAACUGUAUCCAGUGUGGAAGAGGGGAGAUGCAAGGUGGAGGAACUCCUGGAGAGGAGGCCGUGUGCAGGCAGUCCUGACCAGCGACUCUCCAGCCCUGGUAGGCUCCAAUAUCACAUUUGUGGUGAACCUGGUCUUCCCCAGAUGCCAGAAGGAGGAUGCCAAUGGCAACAUCGUCUACGAGAAGAACUGCAGGAAUGAUUCGGGUCUGUCUUCUGACCUGUAUGUUUACAACUGGACAACUUGGCCAGAUGACAGCGACUGGGCAGAGGACGGUGACUUGCGCACUGGCCAAAGCCGGCACCACGUGUUCCCGGACGGGAAGCCCUUCCCUCACCCUCACGGACGGAAGAAGUGGAAUUUCGUCUACGUCUUUCACACGUUUGGUCAAUAUUUCCAAAAAUUGGGACGAUGUUCAGCACGAAUUUCUAUAAGCACAACCAACUUGACCCUCGGUCCUCAGGUCAUGGAAGUGACCGUCUACAGAAGGCAUGGCCGGAGAUACAUUCCCGUCGCACAGGUUAAAGACGUGUACGUGGUAACAGAAGAGAUUCCGAUCUUUGUGACCAUGUCCCAGAAGAAUGAUCGAAAUGCAUCUGAUCACACCUUCCUCAAAGACAUGCCCAUUGUGUUCGACGUCCUGAUCCACGAUCCCAGCCACUUCCUCAACAAGUCAGCCAUUUCCUACAAGUGGAACUUUGGGGAUAACACUGGCCUGGUUGUCUCCAACAAUCACACUUUGAAUCACACCUAUGUGCUCAAUGGAACCUUCAAUCUUAACCUCACGGUGCAAACUUCCGUGCCUGGGCCCUGUCCUCCACCUUUCACCACGCCUCCAAAACCGAGCCCUACUCCGAUGCCUGCCAGUGGCGACCCUAUGGAGGUGAGCAAGAUUGCUGACGGCAACUGCCGGGUGGACAGAUACGGUUACUUCAUGGCCACUGUCACGAUUGUAGAGGGAAUCCUGAAGAUCAGCAUCAUCCAGGCUGCAGACGUCCUGAUGCCUGCGCCAUGGCCCGACAGCUCCCUGAUGGACUUCACGGUGACCUGCGAAGGGGCAAUCCCCACGGAGGUCUGCACCAUCAUUUCUGACCCCACCUGCCAGAUUGCCCGGAGCAUGAUUUGCAACCCUGUGGCUGUGGAUGAGACGUGCCUGCUGUCUGUGAGAAGAGCCUUUAACAGGUCCGGCAUAUACUGUGUGAACUUCACUCUGGGUGACGACACAAGCCUGGCCCUCACCAGCACCCUCAUCUCUGUGCCUGGCAAAGACCCCGCGUCCCCUCUAGGAACAGUAACUGUGGCCCUGAUCGCCGUCGGCUGCCUCGCCAUGUUUGUGACUGUGAUCACUAUCCUGCUGUACAAAAAACACAAGGAAUACAAACCAAUAGGAAAGUGUCCUAGGACCGUGGUCACAGGCAGAGGCCUGAGUGGUUUCCUCACUCACGCCAAGGCCACGCUUUUUCCAGGAACCCAGGAAAAGGAUCCACUGCUCAAAAGCCAACCAGGAAUUCUUUAAGUCACCAGCCUUAUUUCUGGCCAACAACCUUUGGAACCAUUUGUGUGAGCUGUGCAGGAAUGGGUGGCCAUUAACCCUUUUUUUUCUAAAGAUUAUUGUAAUAUAUAUAUAUAGCUUUCCAUAUAGCCACAUGCAUGAAGUGAGAAUUGGCCUAGCCCAAAGGCCAGGCCCUAAGCUAACUGAAUCCCAUGUUAUUAAAAGAUGCCUGAGCUGCUGAUAGAAUAAUAACAAGCCCAAGCUUUUUGUAUGAGGCAUAUGCUUGUUAAACUCACAAAAAAUACACCAAUCUAAAAAGUAGAUGUUAAAUAAUAGAUGGUGGUGACAAGUAUCUUGCCCAGCUGAAUGAAGAAAUGAUACUUAUACAUCCAUUUUUUUUUUUUUCAGUUUUUCGAGGUAGAGUCUCACUCUAUCCCAGGCUGAUGUGGAAUUCACUAUGUAGGCUCACUAUGUGGCCUCGAACUCAUGGUGAUCCUCCUACCUCUGCCUCCUAAGUGCUUGGGUUAAAGGCAUGCGCCACCACGCCUGGCUUCUCAUUCAUCCAUUUAUCCAUGGACACUUAUUUAGUGUUGUCUGCAUACCAGCCAUGGUGCUGGGGAAUGGGCCUUCACUCAGAGAGUUGAUACUCUUUUGUAUAUAUCUGAAUUUCUGAACCAUGUGAUGCACAUAUUUGGAAUCAUAUGUUAUGGUUUCCUGAGAGAGGCUUCCUACCAGUUUCUCUGUUAAAAUCAUAUAGAAACUUGAUCAGUGAGGAUUGCUUCUCCAUUUGUAACUAAAAUUGUCUGCCAUAUGUCAGACGUAAUAUUCUUUUUAUUUCUUUUUCUCUUCUUCCUGAAAAAAUAAACUGCGGGAAGAGACAA